AUGACCGGAACCUUCGGUGUCGCCACUGCUGCGGCAAAACCUGUUUCUUUGAUUCAGCGAUUGAAGAGAGGGGCAAGUGCUACCCUCGUCACUUUUAAAGCCGCUCCGACGCCCACACUGACUGAAAUUGAACGAGCCAGGCCGUCGUCUGCCCAGGGCAUUGGCAACCGUACAUCAAGUAAGUACACUCGCGGGAUUUUAGUCUCGUCUGGUGUUGGUAUCGGAACCUUGUUGCGUGGGAUUGUUAGUCACGCAAGUGAUAAUAAGUCAUACCGAGGUCCACCUCCUAGAAGUCGGAAUUCAUCGCGCAUGAGUGGAGGAGUAGGACCUUCAAUAACUUACGGCCGGGGUAGCACUGCUUUAAAAACUUUGACAUCAAGUGCGAUCAAAGUAAGGUCCUUGGAUGAAGAAUGCUCCGCUUAUGAGAAACCAUCCAACGUCUCAAAUCGUGGCAAGCGAUAUGUUGCAGAGAAUAGAGACGAAGUGCAUAUCAAUCGAGGUUCCACAACCACAUUAGGUCCAACGAGACCAGCUUCCACUCUCUCAGGCAGAUCGAAGUUUGCCAAUCACCGUGCGUCAGGAGGGUUGGUUUGGGAAAUUUCAAGGAACGGAUCAAAUAAAACGUUAGCAGCCAGCAAGACAGACUUGGAAGAGGAAGAGCGCACAGUUGUGAGAAUUCCGAGACGUCAAAAUGUCCGGGCAUCGCAGCGUAACUCAAAUGACAGCGGCUAUGACAGAUAUAGCUCACCUUCGGAUCUAAGCCAACUUGGUCAUCAGCAAAGGAGAUUUCGAAGAGAGCCAACACGUGGCUUGCGUGAAUGGAAAGGUGAGUUUGUAAGGGGAAGUCAGAGGUUAGAGGAGCUACAAAGUUGCCAAGACGCUACUGGAGUAGCCACGCAAGCCUUCAUGACUACAGAUGGAUCACAUAGAUUAGUGGAGAACCGGCCAGCAUCAGCAUCCGUAAGGGUGAUUAAGGGAGCCUCGCUACCGCUGGCAGCCCAGCACGGUGUGGAUCAAAACUGGGAGCCUCUCCGGCGCCAAACGAGUCUGCUGAAAGAUAUUGUUAAGGAUACAAAAAUGAGAGAAGAAGUGAAAAACAAAGCCGAAAGAUUACAGCUGCAAUCCGUGGACGAAAUAGAUCUAGAUGAAGGCGGCAUCUCGCGUGACAAUCAUGGUCAAGAUCAUGUCAAGGACAGUGUGGAAGAGUUCACUGAGGAGCACAGAGUCGACAGAUUGGCGUCGUCACGUCAUAUAAUUGAUCAACCAUGCUCUCUUGAGCGAACAUCGCUGGAGUCGCUCAAUAAAACGAUGAUUAGACUCACUCAUGGAGAUUAUUUAGGUCCAUUGACACCACCGCUUGGGACGGCGGCUCAUCUGACUUUGGUAGAGCAGAAUACCAAUUCACCGGCAGGAAAUGCAUCGAGUUCUAACUCUUCUACCAGUCAUCUACAACUUGGAGGAAAGUUGCAGGAUCAACAGGUCCUCCACUCUCCUGCUGUCGAAUCAAGGGGCCGAGCUUUUAGACGCAGAAAUUACGAGAAGGCUCAUUACAACGCAAACGACGAGAAAAUUGCACAUCUACAGAGGGCAUUUGGUGAACUAAAAGGCUCAAUGGAGGGUGAAAAAAUCGGGAUUGAGGUCGAAGGCGAAGGAUGGCGGGGUGGUGUCGACCGCUUAGAAAUGGAGCUAGAGAGCGUGAAGGAGAUAGAAAAUGAGUUGAUUUCGGAGAAAGACAAUUUCAAGAAUGAGAUCAAAACUAAGUUAUUAGAAUUCAAGGUAGAUACUGAGAAGCUCUUCCAACGAGAAAGAGAACAGGUCCAGAUGAUGGUGGAGGAGAGGAUAGAAAGACAGCUUAAGUCACUGCCGUUAGGCAGUGGCUGGGCAGAGGUGAAGAACGAGAUGCAGCUUCUAUGGAGCGAGAUGGAUUCCUUGAUAAAGAGCAGGCAGGACUUGGCAAAUCACGUUGAGCACCUCACGGUCGUUGCAAAAAAGGAACAGGAUAUGCUGAAAUCAGAGAAUGGUUCUUUACGCAAUGAGUUGCAAUCUCUUCAGGAUGAUGGUGAUAAUGGAAACGGUCAAAGAAGAAUUGAGGCAAACCAUGGAGAAGAUAAAGAACGGUGAAACGGAUAUGAAGUUGGAGAUCCAAGGGCUGAAGAAUAUUGAGAAGGUCUUAAAGGUCGAACUUGGGGAUCUCAGAACAAGGUUGGGGAAGGUGCAAGACGAGACAAAAGGAAUGGCUGGAGAGAAGGAGAUGGCAUUAGCAGAGGGCACCCGCGAGCGGCUCUUGAUCAUGGAGAGGAUCGAAUGUCUCUCACAGCUCUACUUGGGUGGAUUGGAGGACGUGAGACAAGACAUGUGCGAUGUGAACCAUAGUUGCAACAAGCGUGUAGACAAGGUUGAAAGUCAGUGGGAUAGCUUGAAGAGACAUCGGGAGGUGGCUUGCGAGGAUAGCGGUUCCUCAUUGCCACGCCAAGUAACCAAUUACAUAUCUACAAUGAUGAUAACGUUAAAUACAGAACACUUUUUGUUUCACCAGUUUUAUUGCUUCAAUAUAUGACACGGAAAAGUAAU
Molecule: messenger RNA, 2571 nt
Organism: Physcomitrium patens
Lineage: Eukaryota; Viridiplantae; Streptophyta; Bryopsida; Funariales; Funariaceae
Source: RefSeq, a predicted model, not a curated record